UUUCCAGGAUAAUCGAUAAUAAGGGCGAGCAAGGUGUACUAUACUGUCGUGAACGAGAGACGUAGUUUUAAAACUGAAGAUUUUCCGGGUGCUUUAAGUCGUUUAGUUCUAACGCGUAUUAAAAAUAACUGCGAAGCUACGAUCGAUCGGGUGGGUUGAAUUUUCCGUUUUCGCUGGGCGCGUACUAAGUAUAUGCGACUGAUAAUUUUCAUCGGUAAGCGUUGGAAUAUUUUUGAAUCGUUAGUCAGCGUAAGUGUGUCGUCUAUAGAAUUUCAAACCGGCUAGUCGAUCCGUAGAAAAGCUUUCCGAUUACCUGGAAAUCAUGGCGUCGAAGGUUAUGGUAAAAUUGCCCGUCGCUCCGUUCAGCCAGGUGAACAAAUCAAAGUCGGGAAACGGUAAUGGAGGAGACAUCGUCCUGCCACGGUCGCCCGACUUAUCGUCCAGGAACGGCGUCACGACUUCCAAGAGUCCGGAUCAAACCCGGAUAACCCAGCUCGAACACAACAUCAAAUUCCUGCAGGAGCAGCACCAGCUGAUGUUGGCGGGCCUCCACAGCGAAAUCGAAAUCCUUAAAAGCAAAAAUCGAGAGUUGCAAUUCCAAUUGGUAUUCGUGAGGGGCUCGACUCCGACCAGUUCAUCGUCUCCGUCGUCACCAGACGAAGAUAUGAAGCACAAGGUAUAUUCAAGUCCAAAACCUUUCAAUAGCACCCCGCUCCAAAUAGAGCUCUUGGAGAAGGAGAUGGGUGAACUUAAAUUGCAAAUGCAAGACGUGGAGAGCAGGAACGUCUAUCUGUCAGCCAUCGUUGAUGAGCAAAAAAAGAAACUCGAACGAUACGAGCGGGAGCGAGAAAAGGAACGCGAACAUCGGGUCAACUCGGACGAAAACGAACUGUUGCGCAAGCUGGAUGAUGCGGAGGUUCUGAUUAGGAGGCUGCGCAGGGAGAAUUCCGAUAUGCGCAGAGGCGUGCAGGCCGGGUCCAGCGCGCCGCAGCAACAGGUCCACUACCAUGGACAGCAGCAGCAUAACAGAGAUAACGGCUAUCAAUCGCCGAGGCCUCAAGGCAACAGGGGUGGAAGCGGGAGGCACAGAUCCGGCAACAACGGCCAACAUUACAACCGGGGAGGGUGGUUUCCGCCGCUUCAUUCGCAGAAUUUUUGGCAGGGAAACAGAUCCAAUGGGCGGAAUCAAGGCGGCAUGCAGGAGAACGCGGGAUCCGAAAACGUCCUGCCCACUUUGCCAAUAACGGAAAACGGAUCCGGUACUUACCAGUACCACCGGAAGGGCUCCAACAACAACCAUUACCACCACGGCGGUGAGGGUAGGAAAUCGAGAGGGGGUCACAAAAACGGGAAACCUUCCUAAGGGGCAGUCCAAGUUGACAUACCCACUGACCGUGGUUUUCUUCGAAACCGCUUUGAGGCUGUUUUUUAUAACCUUUAAAGUAUACAUUUUAUAUAGAAAUAUGUAAUUUAGAACGUUUAUUCUAUAAAUUCGAUUCUACCUAUUUGGAUUAUAUGGAAAAAAGAUUGAAAAAUUAUAAUUAACCUACGUCUAUACUUUUUAAUUUUUGAGAUUCAGGGUGGUAAAGUUUUCAGGACAAAAUAUAUGUAUUCAUAUUAUCUGAGAAACAAUUUAGAUGGACAAUAGCGUCCAAAUUUUUAUAAUCCAACGUUGAACCUCUUUUCAAACAAAAUUUGAUAUUACCUUUUUAAAAAUAAUUUUCAGCGUUUUUUCUGUUAGGAUUUACAUAAAAAGUUUUUGAAGAAUACUUAACAAAGUCACUUAAUUUUUUAAAGUAAUUAUUUAUUCAUUCAUAAUUGAGCACUAUAAAAUUAAUUGAAAUUAUUUAAUAAAUAUACAUUAUAAAAAUAUUUUUCACUACAAAAUCUGCGUCCAAUACUUAAGAAAGUCGCUUAAUUAAUUCAUUUAAUUAAGUAUUAAUAAUUAGGUAUUAUAAAAUUAAAUAAAAUUCUUUAUUUAAUUUAAUUACUUCAAUUGUAAGUAUAAUUUGACUUUACAAUUUUUUUUACAGUUUUUUCCUACUCCGAUUUACUUUAAAAUAUUUUUCUACAAAAACCUCAGACAAAUACUUAACGAAACUUGACAAAGCCUCCUUUUCUGGACACCCUGUAAUAACGUACUCACUACAAAAAUGGUCAUUUCAAAUGGACUUUCAGAUAUUAUUGAAAUCGUCAAUAGGAAUAUUGUCGUAUAUUUCGAAAUCUUUCGUGUAGCUUUAUAUCCUUAGAACUGGAUGUUAAGCUUCUAGGACAAUGCGAAAAAGUAGUCGCUAGAUAAGCGAAAGGCAACCGGGGGUGAUAUAGACGAAUACUCAACUAUAAUUAUGAAAAAAAGCGGUAUAUGUUACGUGUAACUAUUUAAAGAACAAAAAAAACGAUAGUCUAGCUGUGAUGCACUUAUGUAUGUCUCAACAUUAUACUCUAUACUAUUAUUAUACAUAUGUAUCUAUUCAUUUUCGAGCUGGGAAACGUUUAUGUAAUAAAUUAAUUCUGUUCCAAUAAAAGUUGUAAAAGAAUGUGGCGUCCUUACAUUGUAGAUCGUACCUUCUUCCUUCGUCAAUCUAUUAUUUUGAAAACGACACAAUCACUAUAGGUUCUUUUUGAAAAAUUUUAAAAAUUAUGUUAACGAUGUUAGAAUUCAGUUGGAUGGCAAAAAAUUACCUCUAAUGGCCAGGACUGCUAAAGGUCAACCGCCAGUUUGCACA
Messenger RNA from Cylas formicarius (sweet potato weevil), 2726 nucleotides. RefSeq lists its product as uncharacterized. Lineage: Eukaryota; Metazoa; Arthropoda; Insecta; Coleoptera; Brentidae. The coding region runs from base 323 to 1363 and encodes 346 amino acids. The transcript is spliced from 7 exons. The record is from RefSeq and is a predicted model, not a curated record.